AUGCUGUUAUGACCGCGGCGGCUCAUGAGCGUGUUUGAAUUUCUGGAGAUGGACGGAAGAGACUCGACCUUUGUGGCCGGGAGGAGCAGAUUACCCAGAGAUGCCGGGGCGGUGGGCGGAGUCUGUGUGGCGAACGAAGACUCCUCCCCCUGCAUUAGCCAGGGGGAGGGGCCUGAUGACGAACGAUUUGAGGAUGUGCUUUAUGAACUUGGAGGAGGAGCGGAGCUUAACCUGGAGCUGGAUGUGAGGGAGGAGCCUCAGGGGGAGGAGCUUAACUGGGAGACGAACCGACACAAGGCGAACGAACUGGAAGAGCAAAGCAACACGAGCCGUUCUACAACCAGCCCUGAUCCUACAGCAACCUCCACAGAUCUGUGCAAAGCGUCGCCUCUGUCAGAGCAGCUCCUGCGGGGCCGAGACGAGGGGGCGGGGCUUAACAUGGAGUGUCGAGUCUGCGGAGACCGAGCCUCGGGAUUCCACUACGGCGUUCAUGCCUGUGAGGGCUGCAAGGGGUUCUUCCGGAGGACCAUUCGAAUGAAGUUGGAAUAUGAUAAAUGUGACCGCAGCUGUAAGAUCCAAAAGAAAAGUCGGAAUAAAUGCCAGUUCUGUCGAUUUCAAAAGUGCCUGGUGCUCGGGAUGUCUCAUGACGCGAUCCGAUACGGACGGAUGCCGGAGGCGGAGAAGCGUAAGCUAGUCGCGGGGAUGCUAGCGGGGGAAAAGAGCUCCCAGACCUCCAGCGGUUCAGAUCUGAAGUCUCUCGCCAAACGGGUCAACAACGCCUACUUGAAGAAUCUCAACAUGACCAAGAAGAAAGCUCGCAACAUCCUGACGGGGAAGACCGACGCAAGCCCGCCGUUUGUCAUUCAUGACAUGGACUCGCUGUGGCAGGCGGAAAACGGGCUGGUCUGGAAUCAGGUGAUUAACGGGGCUCUGCCCAAUAAGGAGAUCGGCGUGCACGUGUUUUACCGCUGUCAAUGCACGACUGUGGAAACCGUACGAGAACUCACCGAGUUCUCCAAAAGCAUCCCGGGAUUCAUCGACCUUUUCCUGAAUGACCAGGUGACGCUGUUGAAGUACGGCGUCCACGAGGCGAUCUUCGCCAUGCUGCCGUCGCUCAUGAAUAAGGACGGGCUGCUGGUGGCGAACGGCCGGGGCUUCGUGACGAGGGAGUUCCUCCGCAGUCUUCGCAAACCCUUCAGCGAGAUCAUGGAGCCGAAGUUCGAGUUUGCGGUGAAGUUUAACGCUCUCGAGCUGGACGACAGCGACCUAGCCCUGUUCGUGGCCGCCAUCAUCCUGUGCGGAGAUCGUCCAGGACUCAUGAACGUCCAUCAGGUGGAGGAGAUCCAGGACAACAUUCUCCAGGCCCUCAAUCAUCACCUGACGCUCAAUCACCCCGACGCCGGCUUCAUCUUCCCCAAACUCCUGCAGAAGCUGGCAGACCUUCGGCAACUAGUGACGGAGAACGCUCAGCUGGUGCAGAAGAUCAAGAAGACGGAGUCCGAGACGUCGCUGCACCCGCUCCUGCAGGAGAUCUACAGGGACAUGUACUGACCCAAACCAUUCCAGGCUCGCGGACCAAAUCACUGUGAUCGCCAGCUCUCGAGUUGCUACCGUUAUAAAACUCUUUGGAUCUUAUGCGACUGGAUGAUUUGUUACUGAACUGAACUCUAAAGCAGGCCGAGAGACGUCAUCGUAAACGCAAUAAAGACCCUCAUUUGCUGCUCAAAUCUGCCUCACAUGUGCGUCACAACUUCUUUAACCCAAUCUUUAAAUCGCAGCAAUGCAUUCCUAUUGAUCUAUUCACAAUGUCUUUGACGACACAAUGAUUUUUAG
Rhinichthys klamathensis goyatoka is the source of this 1833-nucleotide messenger RNA. It is a transcript of the gene pparda, whose product is annotated as peroxisome proliferator-activated receptor delta a. The coding region runs from base 25 to 1551 and encodes 508 amino acids. The record is from RefSeq and is a predicted model, not a curated record. Lineage: Eukaryota; Metazoa; Chordata; Actinopteri; Cypriniformes; Leuciscidae. The transcript is spliced from 7 exons. Gene Ontology annotation, molecular function: RNA polymerase II cis-regulatory region sequence-specific DNA binding; zinc ion binding; nuclear receptor activity. Gene Ontology annotation, cellular component: nucleus. Gene Ontology annotation, biological process: regulation of lipid metabolic process; negative regulation of inflammatory response; cell differentiation.